This is a messenger RNA of Myzus persicae (green peach aphid), 1408 nucleotides long. RefSeq names its product LIM homeobox transcription factor 1-beta-like. NCBI's taxonomy places the organism in Eukaryota, Metazoa, Arthropoda, Insecta, Hemiptera, Aphididae. The coding region runs from base 1 to 1245 and encodes 414 amino acids. Gene Ontology annotation, biological process: neuron differentiation; regulation of transcription by RNA polymerase II. Gene Ontology annotation, molecular function: DNA-binding transcription factor activity, RNA polymerase II-specific; RNA polymerase II transcription regulatory region sequence-specific DNA binding. The transcript is spliced from 7 exons. Gene Ontology annotation, cellular component: nucleus. The record is from RefSeq and is a predicted model, not a curated record.
AUGACGCGCCGAACAAAAGGAAUCGAGAUGAAGACAGCUUUAGGCGUAUUCAAACUGAAAAUGGAACCAAUUUAUGGAGACGAUCCGUCAGAGCCGGUGGGUGUGUCUACAGUGUGUGCUAAUUGUGAGUGCACAAUUGCAGAUAGGUAUAUUAUGCGUGUGUCCAGUCGAUCUUACCACGAACGGUGCCUUAAAUGCACGACAUGUGGGUUGAAGCUCGAUCGGUCGUGUUUUGUGUGGAACGCAAAACUAUACUGCCGUCAAGAUUAUGAAAAGUGCGUAUACCGUAGUUGUGGCAGUUGUGGUGAUCAUAUCGCUGCUGGUGAAUUGGUAAUGCGAGCAGGCGAGUGCGUUUUCCAUGAACAGUGUUUUGUUUGUGUAGUGUGCGGUAUACGUCUAUGCACUGGUGAUCAGUACGUAAUCAAGCACUCUCAGCUAUUUUGUCGUCCAGAUUAUGAAAAAGAGGUGAACAUGAUGAGAGACGAAAUCAAUCGAAACACAGGAGAUUGGAGUUAUAACCAUGAUGGCCGUCGUGGACCUAAACGUCCCAGAACGAUACUCACUACCCAACAACGACGGGCGUUUAAAGCAUCAUUUGAACUAAGUCCAAAACCGUGUCGAAAAGUUAGAGAAAGUCUCGCCCACGAUACAGGCUUAAGUGUUCGCAUUGUCCAGGUUUGGUUUCAAAAUCAAAGAGCAAAAAUGAAAAAGAUCCAAAAAAAAGCAAAACUUAAUAGCAAUAGUUUAGUUGCCACAUCCAAUAAUACUAAUGGAAAUAAUAUUUGUAGUGGAGCUGAAAGUGGUAAUUCGUGUAGUUCGAGUGGACUUAUACAAUCAGCUAUAAAAGACGAACAAUACAGUUCUGAUGGUUGCGAGGAUGGUGUAUCCGGAAGGUUUGAAACGACUCAACAAGAAUCCCAUCGACAACCUCAGCAACAAAUGCAUGAGCCUUUUCACAUACGACACCAAUCUCUUGCGGUUGUAAAACAAGAUUCCAUGCCUUCGUUUCUACAACAACAGCCUUUUGGUAUAUUUGGUCAAGACUUGAACAACCGCCAAGAACCAAAUUACUUAACACCAGAUAUAACGAUACCCAAACAUAUUUAUGGCGGUUUCGUAUCACAGGAGACUGUUAUUCGAUGUGGAUCAAACCCUAUCGACCGACUGUACUCAAUGCAAGCGUCAUAUUUUUGUAACAAUAUAUCUGACGACGCCAGUUCAUUACAGCUAGACGAACACCAAUAAUAAAAAAAUUGAUAUAUUAUUAUUAAUAUUUUAUUCAUCACAAUUGUAUUGUAUUUAUUUUGAAUGUGCUUAAGACUUAAGUUGACUUGUAACUGUGUUAAUUUGGCAAAACCAUUUAUUGUUAUUUAAUAGAUUAAAUAAAAAAAAACAAUUAUUACAAUUA